This is a messenger RNA of Larimichthys crocea (large yellow croaker), 4140 nucleotides long. It is a transcript of the gene sema3fb, whose product is annotated as sema domain, immunoglobulin domain (Ig), short basic domain, secreted, (semaphorin) 3Fb. The transcript is spliced from 19 exons. Gene Ontology annotation, molecular function: chemorepellent activity; semaphorin receptor binding. The coding region runs from base 489 to 2918 and encodes 809 amino acids. Gene Ontology annotation, cellular component: plasma membrane. Lineage: Eukaryota; Metazoa; Chordata; Actinopteri; Sciaenidae. The record is from RefSeq and is a predicted model, not a curated record. Gene Ontology annotation, biological process: axon guidance; positive regulation of cell migration; semaphorin-plexin signaling pathway.
GCCCUACCUCCCUACAGUCAGGAGCGCCCAACUUUCCUGAGGAGCACACACGCUGCGUGCCUGGACCUCUGAGCGCCACAGGGACUUUGUUUCCAACUGUUUCUUUUUUUCCCACGAGAUGUUGAUUGUUGUUGUGCGGCGACAAUAACCUGCUCGUGUCGCGGUCUCGUAUAAGACUGAAGAAGAGAAACAUUUUUUAUUUUAUUUUGAACUGUCAUUUUCUUAUUGUACACUGACAACUCCGGGGCCAAUAACCACGCAGUGCGCACAGGUACAGACUGCCCUCCUGAUCGGGGACUGUGUGGACGCUGCGCCGGGAUUUUCUAUUGUUAUUAUUGAUUUCAACUUGGAGACGAAAGUGAGCGAUCUGUUGGAAUUGUUUUGUUCAAUGACUUGCAAGGUUGGAUCUGAAGUUAUAUUCGGAAAGCUGUAACAAUACGAUUUUUAUUUAAAAACACUCUUCGUGUGCUACUGGAGGUUGGUCGACCAUGCUGCUGGACGGUCUUUGGACGGUCCACGCCCUCCUGGCACUGUCCAGCUUCGUUCUCGGAAACCCAGCGAUCAAUGACCCAUUGGCUGCCCCCCGAGUCUUCAUCUCCUUCAAAGAGCUGAGAUCCACUGGUACUGCUCAUCACUUCGCCUACCUCCUCAACACAUCCGACUACCGGAUCCUGCGUAUGGAUGAGGACCAUGACCGCAUGUACAUUGGAAGCAAGGAUCACAUCCUGUCCCUGGACCUCCAUGACAUCAACAAGGACCCACAUAUUAUCCACUGGCCAGUGUCCGAACGAAGAAGGAUGGAGUGCCUCGUGAGUGGGAAGGAUGCCAAUGAGGAGUGUGCAAACUUCAUCCGUCUGAUCGAGCCAUGGAACCGGACCCAGCUGUACGUCUGUGGGACAGGAGCUUACAAUCCAGUCUGUACCUUUGUCAACCGUGGCCGCAAACCUCAGACGUCCAUGUAUCUGCAGAUGGCCCAGGCCAGAGGAAGGGCUAGCCGCGCAGCUGAACCCAGCGCGGUGCACGAGACACUUGGAUUAAAGGAAGAAAUCUUCCAUUUGGAGCCGGGGAAAGUGGAAUCUGGGAAGGGAAAGUGCUCCUACGACCCAAAGCUCAACAGCGUGUCAGCUUUGAUCAAUGGUGAACUGUAUGCUGGGGUCUAUGUUGACUUUAUGGGAACAGACUCUGCCAUUUUCCGUACUUUGGGGACAAAGACUGCCAUGCGAACAGAUCAGUACAACUCCAGAUGGUUAAAUGACCCCAGUUUCAUCCAUGUACACCUCAUCCCAGACAGCGCUGAGAGAAAUGACGACAAGCUGUAUUUCUUCUUCCGGGAGAAGUCUUCCGAGAUGGGCCAGAGUCCUGUGACCCAGUCCCGUAUAGGACGCAUCUGUCUGAAUGACGAUGGAGGCCACUGCUGUCUGGUCAAUAAGUGGAGCACCUUCCUGAAGGCCAGGCUCAUCUGCUCGGUGCCGGGUGCCGACGGCAUGGAGACACACUUUGAUGAGCUCCGAGAUGUUUACAUACAGCCAACACAGGACACAAAAAACCCUGUGAUAUAUGGAGUCUUCUCUGUCUCUGGCUCUGUCUUCAAAGGCUCAGCAGUUUGUGUCUACUCCAUGGCCGACAUCCGCAUGGUCUUCAACGGACCCUUUGCCCACAAGGAGGGUCCCAAUUACCAGUGGGUGGCCUACACUGGGAAGAUCCCCUACCCUCGACCCGGCACAUGCCCUGGAGGUACGUUCACCCCCAACAUGAAGUCCACAAAGGACUAUCCAGAUGAAGUGAUUAACUUUAUGAGGAAUCACCCUGCCAUGUACAAUGCCGUGUACCCGGUACAUAAGCGCCCCCUGGUGGUUCGGACCAACGUGGACUAUGAGUUCACCACCAUCACUGUGGACCAGGUGACAGCUGCAGAUGGCAACUAUGAAGUGCUCUUCUUAGGAACUGACAAGGGAACAGUUCAGAAAGUAAUUGUUCUGCCCAGAGAUGACCUGCAGACUGAGGAGCUGGUCCUGGAGGAGGUAGAGGUUUUCAAGGUCCCUACUCCAAUUACAACAAUGAAGAUCUCAUCCAAAAGACAACAGCUGUAUGUGUCAUCUGUGGUAGGGCUGACACAGCUGGCUCUUCACCGAUGUGACGUGUACGGCGAGGCCUGUGCUGACUGCUGUCUGGCCAGAGACCCUUACUGUGCAUGGGAUGGCAAGUCCUGCUCCCGUUACUCGGCCUCGCAGAAGAGGUCUGACCCCUUUAGACGUAGCCGGCGGCAGGACGUUAAGUACGGGAACCCCAUCCGCCAAUGCCGAGGAUUCAACUCCAAUGGUAAGACCAAUAAGAACACUCUGGAGAUGGUGCAGUACGGGGUGGAGGGAAGCAGUACCUUCCUGGAGUGUCAGGCCCGCUCUCCACAUGCUGUCAUCAAAUGGCAUCUGCAGAGAGAUAACAGCGACCGCAGGAAAGAGAUGCGUUCUGAUGGUCGGAUUUUGAAGACAGAACAAGGUCUACUCCUGCGCUCUCUGCAGCCGUCUGACUCCGGCAUGUACCAGUGUACGGCCACGGAGAAGAACUUCAAACACUCGCUGGUCAAGCUGCAGUUGGUGGUGCUGUCGGGCCGGGCCGUCAACAACGUGCUGGUGGAGGGCGGAGGAGGGCUGUUGCCGUCUUCUCUCCACUCCAGCACCCAGUGGACCCCCAGCGCAGGCCAGUACAAGGACCUGUUGACCAUCCUGAGCCAGCCAGAGAUGACCCUCAUUAAUCAGUACUGCCAGGACUACUGGCAGUUCGGAGACCCGCUGCUGGGCGCCCUCAAGGCCAAAGACCUGAAGGAGCUAAAAGAGCAGAAGAAACCCCGCAACCGCCGGCAUCACGGGGAGGAGGAGGAGGAGGAGGAGAAAGAGGAGCGGGAGGAAGUAGAGACAUGAGGAGCCCGGCUUUGUGUCUAAAACACCCUCAACCACCCUUCCCCACCAACCCUGUGAAAACUGGGAGAGACUCAUUGAGAGUAGCAACGUGAAAAAAAAUCCACAAACCGAAAAAAAGCAAACUGAGAAAAAAGAGGCUUACAAACAAAAUCCUACACACAUCCUCUCAAACAGUAAGAUAUAUGAUACACAGUAUUUAUUGUAGGUUGUAUAUAGUAUCAUUCUGUGGAUUUCUUUGUACUUAUAGAAAAAAACAUGCUCUUUGUGUAUAGGUACAUUUGGGGCAAAUAUUAUUGUUAUUAUUGAUGUUGUUAAUUUUAUUGUUGCUGUUACUGUCAUUACAAAACUCAUCUGUCAGCAUCAUAUGACCUUGGCGACUGUUUGGAAUGUGUUAUCAGGCAUGCAAGCUGUUAGGAGCGAGCGAGCGAGUGAGCGAGCUCCGAGAAGCUCUAUAAACGGGGAAAUGAGAUGUUGAUAAGGGGUGAUGGGAUCUCUGUUGUUUCGUGCUUGCUUUGACUCGAUGCCAGGACUCUUUUAUUUCUGGACACUCCAGGAACGCCUGUGAUGCAACCUCCUCGCGGCUGCAUGCAGGCAGAGACUUAAUACUGCAAGGGGACCAUCGACACAUGGUCCCAGUUAUUGUGGGGAAACGAUCCUUUCUCCAUGGGAAUCCAGAUGUUCAGAAGACUCUUCAAAUAUUUUCACUGGUGUAAUUGGGCCUUUUAAUAGGAACCUUUUCUUCUAUUUCCUUCCUGAUUGGAGGAUUGAUUGUAAAAUUAUGCAGUGUCUUUGCUACUUCUCAACACAGAUGAUAAUUAUGAGUAUUGAAAUCUUAAUUGUACUCGCAAGUAAUCUGCAGCUUCUUCUGGCCAUGAACUCAAGUUAAAAAAAAUAAUACAUUUAUGAAAGAGACAGAUUAGUUUUUAUGAAAUCUAUUAGGAAAUAUAAUGGUUGGGUUAUUUUCAAACACAAACAUCCUUUGAACCACGAUUAAGGUGCAAUAAAGGGUCAAGGUUCUGCACAAAGGGCAUUAUUCUUUUACUUUCAAGGGACAUUGGCUGGGGCCAAAUGCAUCAUGUACACUCGGGCAAGUUACAGUUGACUUCUGUCAAAAAGAAAAACACAAAUCCAAUUAAAGAUGAAAGAGGUGCCCAGAUCAGGCAGCAGUUGUUAGCUCUGAGCACAUGAGACAUCCUUUUUCUUUCCUCCUUUGACAUUCAUA